Schistosoma spindalis is the source of this 6214-nucleotide messenger RNA. The record is from the annotation of a GenBank genome assembly. Lineage: Eukaryota; Metazoa; Platyhelminthes; Trematoda; Strigeidida; Schistosomatidae.
AUUCUUGGCGGCAGCUAUAUUGGGUUGUUCCUCCCUUUGAUUGUGUUGCGUGCAUUGACUGGAAUUGUGCAUUUUUGAUUGUGAGUUGAAGCACUCUUCCAGAAUUGAAAACACUUGGUGUUAUAAAGCAACAAAACAUUAUCUUUUGAACGAAUCUGUGUGUAAUCUAUCCAGACAGGAUAGAAUAACAUUUAUUUAUUGCGAUUGAUUUGAUUAAUUGAACUAUUGUUGGUUGGAUAGCUGGGUGGUUAUAUUUGUUUAGAACCGUCAUUUCACCCGAUUACUUUGUUUUGGUUUCAAACGGGCAAGGGCGCGUAUCUAACCCACCAAGACAGCUAUUCUUCAGUCCAAACCUUGGUUUGGAUCUUGCAGUUCUAAACAAAUAUCGAUUGGUCAAAGUUGUUUGGCUAUCGUUUCACGGAUUUUAAUUGCCGUUUCUGGAAAUAUUUGGUCGUUUCUCUCGUGAUGCCGAACACUCGUCAAAGAAAGUCAAGUUCAAAGCUCGGUGUUAAUGGAGCUAAACUAAAUGAUGGAUCCCUUCUUACAAAGCAAGUACCUUUUGAUGUCCUUAAGUGUCAUGGUUCAGACUCAAGUAGGGUUGAUUAUCAUGAUAGUGAGUCUAGUUGUGAUUUAGUGGCAGAUGACGUGGAAAAUCCUAGUUCAGAUGUAAAGCAAGCGAAGAGCGUCAUGCCUGUGACACUUUUCGUAGGUCUAGAGUUACCAAAGGUUGAAUUAAGUUAUUUCGAUGGACAGCCAAGAGAGUACUGGAAGUUUAUAAGGCAGUGUGAAACCUACGUAGCGUCAAGAGUCAUUGAUGAUAGCCAACGUUUGCUCUAUUUGAUACACUAUUGUAAGGGUAAGGCAAAAUCUGCUAUAGAGGGUUGUGUCAUGAUGAAAGCGUCUGUUGGUUAUAAGAGGGCCAGAGAAAUUCUAAAACGUUUGUUCGGACAGUCGCAUGUAAUCGCUCGAGAAACCUUGGAAGACUUAUUCAAUACAGUAAAUGUUGAUUGUAAUGACGCAGAGCAGCUAUCGAACCUGGCUAUGAAAAUGGAAAAUUGUGCUAUGAUCUUGGAACAGAUGAAUUAUACUGCUGAUCUAAAUUCUUUAGUUACUUUAGAGCGAAUAGUCAGUCUUUUGCCUCACUCUGUGCAAGUUCAGUGGGCGGACUUGGUAGAUAAAUUGACUGAAGACGAUAGAGAACAAACGUUUGACGAGCUCACUGAGUUUAUAGCAUCUCGUGCGAGAGUAGCCAGUAGUAGAUUUGGACGGUUGGCAAAUCGUUCCAAAAGGGGACAUAACGUAAAGACGAGUUGUCACCUACAAUCGGGGCAGUGGAAUAGUUUGACCACAAAAAGUAAAUGUAGUAUAUGUUCCGAUGACCACUCUGUUUAUAAAUGUCCACGAUUUUUAGCGCUUACAGUUCAAGAACGAUGGUCUCACGCAAAGAGCAAGGGUAUCUGCUUUGUCUGUCUUAGGCAAGGACAUAAAGCUAAUGAAUGUAAACUGACAGAGCGCUGUAACGUUGAUAGGUGUGAGAAAAAACACCAUUCUCUGUUGCAUAGUGAUUCAACAACCAACGGCGCAAGAGCUAAACCUGGUACUCAGAAUUGUUGCGGAUUUACUAAAUCACUAAAUAGUCAAGUGUGUUUAGGAAUUAUUCCUGUGCGGUUGAGGUCGGAAAAUGCCGAAAUUGUGGGUUAUGCUCUAUUGGAUAACGGUUCUGAUGUGACGUUGAUUAAAUCAAACUCUUUGAGGUCUCUCGGGCUGAAGGAAGACCAAGCGACAGUGGUAGUUGAGACUGUGGGUGGUAAUAGAACAACAAAGGUCACGAAUGCGCCUUUUGAAGUAUUUUCUUUAGAUCGAUCUGAACACAUUACAAUUGAAGGAGCUCUGAUUGUGGCAAGUAUACCAGGGCACAAACCAACGAAGGUGGCAAUGAACAAUCUAGUUAAGUGGCCGCAUUUAAGUGAUGUACCAAUAGAUAAUCUGGACUAUGGAGAAGUUCUACUGUUGAUUGGUUGCGACGUGCCGGAAGCACAUUGGGUGUUAGACCAGCGGUUGGGCGGAAGGAAAAGGCCGUACGCGGUGAAAACGUUGCUAGGUUGGACUGUCUUUGGACCUGCAUCAUACCCGGAAUUUAGGAAAAGAGUUGUUAAUCUUACUAGUAAAGUACAGACAUUGGAAAACCAAAUACCUAAGCUUUAUGAUGUGGAGUUUGCAGAUGUCUAUUCAGGUGAUAAAUCAGUAUCGGUAGAAGACAAGGCGGCCAUAGAGAUUGUGGAAAGAGGCACGCGCUUCGACAAUGGGCAUUUUGUAGUUCUUAUACCAUGGAAAAAGAAUCCAAAUAUGAAAGUGGGGAAUUAUGAAGUAGCAAACAGUAGAUUACAGAGUUUGAAGCGUAGAUUGUUGAGGGAUGACAGUCUGCACAUCAAGUAUACGAGAAGUAUUGAAAGUAAUUUUGGUAAAGGCUAUGCGGAGAAGGUCUCUGAAAUACAAUUGCAGCCUAAUUACCGCCCCCGAUGGUAUUUGCCUCAUCAUGCCGUGUUAAACCCGAAAAAGCCAGAAAAACUUAGAGUGGUCCUCGAUUGUGCCGCCAAGUUUUCAGGCGUUUCCCUAAAUGAUAUGAUUUAUCAAGGACCCGACACCACCGCUGAGCUAGUGUGUAUAUUAUUGCGUUUUCGCAAGGAGGCAGUUGCAAUCUCUGCAGAUGUUGAGGAAAUGUUCAUGCAGGUGAAGGUCCCUGAGUCUGAUCGAGGAGCUUUAAGAUUUCUGUGGUGGCCGGAGGGAGACAUGUCGAGGGAGCCAUCUGAAUUUCAAAUGACCUCUCACCCAUUUGGUGCCACAUCAUCUCCGUUUUGUGCAAACUUUGCCAUGAAUAAGACAGCCCAAACAUUCUCUGAUGGUUAUGAUCGGUAUGUCGUAGAUGCUGUCAAGAACAAUUUCUAUGUUGAUGACUGCUUGAUAUCCUUUUCUACUUGCGAUCAGGCGAAGGAGUUUGUUAAGCAGAUAAGUGAAUUGUUACGUAAAGGAGGUUUUAAAUUAAAGAAAUGGAUCACCAACUCGGAAGAAGUAAAUACCAUCCUGCCUGAUGUAUGUAAAGAAGAGUCUUGGAUAGAAAUGUCCAUGAGUUAUUACACCACUCAUCGAACUCUAGGUGUAGAGUGGGAUUUUAAACAAGAUGUGUUUAGGUUUUACUUUGAUGCACCAGAAAAGCCCUUGACUAGGAGAGGGAUCCUAUCUGUAGUUUCUUCUCUGUUCGAUCCUUUGGAUUUAAUUGCUCCAGUCUGCCUUACGGCCAAACUUCUUUUGCAAAAAUUAUGUAAAUCUCAAAUAGGUUGGGAUCAGCCUCUCAACGAGCCAUACAUGUCCACGUGGCUCAAUUGGGUGAAUUUUAUGCGUCAGAUAGGUCAUGUUACGGUAGCUCGGGGAAUCAAGAACAGAGUCGAGUAGAAUUACAUUUGUUCAGUGAUGCUUCGGAGAUUGGUUAUGGAGCAGUUGCGUACGCACGAGUUAGUUAUUUGAAGGAACCACCAUACUGUAUAUUGUUGUAUAGCAAGUCGAGAGUAGCACCUAUUAAACAAGUCACCGUACCGAGGCUUGAGAUGGCGGCAGUGGUACUAAGUGUUAGGCUAAGUGAAGUCUUACGUAGGAGUCUGCCCAAUUUUUUCUGUAAGGUAAACUUCCAUACGGAUUCCAUGAUAGUGUUAUACUACAUUAAGAAUACCGAAAACCGAUAUAGCACCUACAUAGCCAACCGCCUGGCUGUUGUGCACCAGUAUACGAAGGUUGAACAAUGGAGUUAUGUAAAGUCGUCACAGAAUCCAGCUGAUUGGACCUCGAGAGGUAUACAGAAAAUGAACGAUCUUGAAUCCUGGUUUAAAUGUCCUACUCUAUUGCAUGGCGAAUUUUUGUAUAACAAUCACUGAUUGUCCGGAACCAACACCUGACAAUAUUGAGUUUAGAAAAACUGCUGUGGUUAACUUGAGUAGUACGGAAUAUAGCAUGUCACCUAUUCUUUCUCAUUAUUCAGAGUGGUUGAAAUUAGUCAGGGCUGUGGCCUGGCUUAGAAGGUUCUUAGAAUUCCUGAUGGUACUUCGUUCAUCGAGUCGGGAAGGAUCCGUUCAUUUAGGAUACUUAAAGGUAAAUGAGCUUGUAAUUGCCAAGCGUAAGAUUUUAAUGAUGGUUCAGAGAGAAGUGUAUGGAGAAUUAUUUAGUGAAUUUAAAACCAACAGUAAAGUAGUUAGUCAUAAUGAUCUGAAAGGAUUGUCACCUAUAAUACUGGACGGGUUAAUCUGUGUUGGAGGUCGCUUAAGCUACUCAGAUUUCUCCGAUGCUUUUAAACAUCCAGUAAUUUUACCCAGUCGACACUUGGUGACGGAAAUGAUAAUUAGACAUUAUCAUAAAGAACAAGGGCACACAGGAACGUCUCAAGUACUGGCCACAAUUCGAAAAAGCUAUUGGAUAGUAAAAGGAACUAGCACAGUUAGAAGAGUGAUAGGAAAGUGUGUGACAUGCCGACGGUUUACGAUGAAUUUAGGACAACAAUUGAUGGCACCGCUUCCAGUUUGCAGAGUGCAACAAGGCUGGUAUAGCUUCUCAAAUGUAGGGGUAGACUACUUCGGACCUUUCUUAGUCAAAAGAGGAAGGUCAUUAGAAAAAAGAUAUGGAUGUGUAUUUACUUGUUUGCAAACCAGAGCAGUACAUAUUGAAGUGACGUAUAGUUUGAAUACUGAUUCCUUUAUAAUGGCCUUAUUACGUUUUAUUGGAAGAAGAGGUAAACCUGCAGAAAUUUACAGUGACAAUGGGUCAAAUUUCGUGGGUGCAGUCACUGAACUAAGGAAAUUUGUGAAACAGUUUAAUCAGCAGAAGAUAAGUAACGAGCUGUCAGCGAGGCAGAUUCAAUGGCAUUUUAACCCACCCUCAUCCAGCCACAGGGGUGGAGUAUGGGAAAGGAUGAUUAGGUCUAUACGCCGACUGUUAUUGUUGAUCACCAGAGAACAGACUUUAACUGACGAGGCUUUAUGCACUUAUUUGGUCGAAGUAGAAAGGAUACUGAACGAUCGACCCUUAACUCCAGUUAUCCAAGAUGCUAACGAUAAGCUAGCCUUAUCGCCAAAUACUUUGCUGUUAUUGAGAGAAUGUGACGGAAUAGUAGAUGAAGGUAGCGUUCGAAACAAAUAUGACAAACGUUGGAAACAGGUUAAUUAUCUAGCUAAUGUGUUUUGGAAAAGGUGGUUAAGAGAGUAUUUACCGUCCUUACAAAAACGUCAAAAAUGGUUAACUGAACAUCGCAAUUUUCAAAAGGGAGAUGUAGUAAUCGUGACUUCGGAUAUUUCGACCCGUGGAAAGUGGCCCUUAGGAGUAGUGGAAGGUUGUGAAAUAGAUAACGACGAAAAGGUUAGGACGGUUACUGUUCGUACGAAUAAUGGAUUAGUUACAAGAGAUAUACGUAAGGUAUGUCUCCUUGAAUGUUCGAAUUAGUUCUUUGCUAUUAUCAAGGUAGGUAGGUCGAGUAGGCGUACAGUUGUAAGCCCUGCUCGUUCCUGUGUAGUAGAAUAUGUUGUAGUAUGAACCAUGACCAUAGGCAUCAAGGUGGCUUGUGUUGUAUGGAGGGAUUUUGAGGGCCGGUGUAAGAUCCAUUUUGAAUGAUUUGUGUGUGUGUAAAUCCCUCCAUGUAUAUACUUGCAGUUUAUUCAUAUUGAUACCUUUGGUUGUACAUUUUUAUUAGUCUUUUUCAUUCCUCUUGAUUUAAUAGCAUUUGUAUUUUAUUAUAGUUUUUAUUUUUCUUACGCUUUCACUAAGUUUCCGUGUUUCUUUCUGAACUGCAUUUAUGUUGUUUGACUUGAUACCUAUUCUUGGCGGCAGCUAUAUUGGGUUGUUCCUCCCUUUGAUUGUGUUGCGUGCAUUGACUGGAAUUGUGCAUUUUUGAUUGUGAGUUGAAGCACUCUUCCAGAAUUGAAAACACUUGGUGUUAUAAAGCAACAAAACAUUAUCUUUUGAACGAAUCUGUGUGUAAUCUAUCCAGACAGGAUAGAAUAACAUUUAUUUAUUGCGAUUGGUAAUUUUCUAGCAUCCUUUUUCAACUUUCUUAUUUAAUGUAAUUUAGAUUUGAUUAAUUGAACUAUUGUUGGUUGGAUAGCUGGGUGGUUAUAUUUGUUUAGGUAACGAUGUACAUUUAAAUUUAUGAUGAAUUAUAGAACCGUCAUUUCACCCG